AUGAUAGGUGAUGAUAUUAUUGACGAUGAAGGUGAUGAAAGUAAUGUUAAUAGUGAUGAUGAUGAAAACAAUAACGAUGAAGGUGAUGAUAGUAAUGUUAAUAGUGAUGAUGAUGAAAACAUUAACGAUGAAGGUGAUGAAAGUAAUGUUAAAAGUGAUGAUGAUGAAAACAAUAACGAUGAAGGUGAUGAUAGUAAUGUUAAUAGUGAUGAUGAUGAAAACAAUAACGAUGAAGGUGAUGAUAGUAAUGUUAAAAGUGAUGAUGAUGAAAACAAUAACGAUGAAGGUGAUGAAAGUAAUGUUAAAAGUGAUGAUGAUGAAAACAAUAACGAUGAAGGUGAUGAAAGUAAUGUUAAUAGUGAUGAUGAUAUUAUUAAAGACGAAGGUGAAGAUAGUAAUAUUAAUAGUGAUUAUGAUGAAAACAAUAACGAUGAAGGUGAUGAAAGUAAUGUUAAAAGUGAUGAUGAUGAAAACAAUAACGAUGAAGGUGAUGAUAGUAAUGUUAAAAGUGAUGAUGUUGAAAACAAUAACGAUGAAGGUGAUGAUAGUAAUGUUAAAAGUGAUGACGAUGAAAACAAUGAACCAAUAAUCACAAGUAAACAGCCACCAUUUUGUAGUUCAUGUCAUUAA
Molecule: messenger RNA, 630 nt
Organism: Haliotis rufescens (red abalone)
Lineage: Eukaryota; Metazoa; Mollusca; Gastropoda; Lepetellida; Haliotidae
Exons: 1
Coding region: 1-630 (209 amino acids)
Source: RefSeq, a predicted model, not a curated record